UACAAAAGAGUUCCUCAAACUGGCCCCUUCAGCAGUGGAACCCAGAAAUCUUGCUUCCAUUUUCACUGUCUGAGCUGCAGAAAUGUAAUGUGAAACUGUUACUUUUAUCAACUACUUUAAAAGAGAUCAGCACAAUGUAUUUGAUAAUCAUUUUUUCAGUGUUACAGAGUAUAAGUGGUUUUAACAUUGAACCUGUAUCUUGGAAAUCAUUCAGUAACCCUGCGGCAGGAUUUGGACACAAGGUGAUUCAAAAAAAAAAUGGCUUGCUGGUCAGUGCUCCUCUUGAGCAGUAUUCACAACAAAGAAGAGGACAGAUUUAUAAGUGUUCACCUACAAGCAUGAGCUGCAGCAAAAUCCAGCUUGAAUUGCCACCUUAUGCAGAUAACUCCUCUCUUGGAUUGGCAAUGGCAUUUAACCCCAGCAAUGAAAACUCUCUGGUUUGUGGGCCAACCAUUCCAAAAGAUUGCAGGAGCAUCACCAUGUACAACGGUCUGUGCUUAGAGAUUAAUCAAAAUAACAAUCUCAGAAGAACCACGCCUACGUCUACUGCAGAUUGCCCGAGCCAACCAGCCGACAUCGCAUUUCUUUUAGAUGGUUCAGGCAGUGUAGAUCCAGCGGAUUUCUCAAAAAUGAAGACCUUUCUCAUUAACGUGAUCACCUCAUUUCUCGGAAGAGAUUCAAGGUUUGCCAUCAUACAGUUUUCACAUUUGUUUCAUAUCAGUUAUUAUUUCAACAAUUUUCAAGUCAGAGGGUCGUGGCAGUCACAAAUAAAUAAUAUACGACAACUGAGAGGAGGCACUUAUACAGCUACAGCAAUACAGAAAGUUGUAGAUGAAGUCUUCACAUUAUCAAGUGGUAAUCGACCAAAUGCAAAUAAUGUACUGAUUGUCAUUACUGAUGGAGAGUCCAAUGAUGGAGGUGACUUAUCAGGAGCUAGUGCGGCAGCAAACAGAAAAAAUAUUAUUCGAUUUGCCAUUGGGGUUGGGAAUUCAUUUAAUAAACCUUCAGCAAAGGAUGAGCUUAUAACUAUUGCAUCAUCUAAAGACCAUGUCUUUCAAGUUGAAGGAUUUGAUGCUCUUGAUAAAAUAAGACAGACUCUGCAGGAAAAAAUCUUCUCUAUUGAAGGAACUCAAACAGGUGGGGAGACUUUGAAAAUGGAAAUGUCCCAGUUGGGCUUUGCUGCAGCCUUUUUUAGUGGGGGAUUUCAAAUGACAGCUGUUGGUGCUAAUGAGUGGAAAGGAGGAUUACAGAAGUACACCCAGUCUGGUGCCAUGACGAGUUUCUAUGAGCCUAAAAACAUUGACAACGACAGUUACCUUGGUUAUUCCAUAGCUAUUGCAAAUACUGUGGCUGGGACAUUUACAGCUGUUGGUGCACCACGGUAUCAACACAGAGGCAUUGUAAUGUAUAUUCAUAGCAUUUACACUCAGCAGAGGAUUGAUCCAGUGGAUAGACAGCUUCAGCAGAGUGGUGAAUAUUUUGGGGCAGAGCUUUGUACAAUGGAUGUCAAUGGUGACAUCUUCACUGACCUGCUGCUGAUAUCUUCACCAAUGUAUAGAGAGAAAGACAGGGAAGGAAGAGUCUAUGUUUGUGACGUUACUGAUUCGCGUGUGGAUUGUCACUUUGAUUCUCCGUUAAUCCUGAGGGGGGUGCCAGAAAAAGGAAGGUUUGGGUCAUCUCUUGCUGUACUACCAGAUCUGAACUCGGAUAAACUGGCUGAUUUAGCUGUGGGAGCCCCUUUGGAGAAUGGUGGUCAAGGCACUAUUUAUAUUUACCAUGGCUCUGGGUUUAGGAGGAUUAAUCCCACCUAUUCACAGAGAAUUACUGCGUCUGAAGUAAAGUCUGGUUUGACUUUCUUCGGCAUGUCCAUCAGUCCAACAUCAUUGGACCAAAGUGGUGAUGGUCUGCCAGACUUGAUGGUGGGUUCCAAAGGGACUGUUCUCCUUCUCAGGUCCAAACCAAUUGUAAAAGUAGAUGCUACAAUUUCCUUCAUGCCACAACUGAUCCCAACUCAGAAUCCCGACUGCUCAAAACCUCUAGAUGCUUCUGCUACUGUCUGCUUCACUAUGUCCAAAAUCACUUCACUAGAUCAAGCUCAGGCAAGAAUCAAUUAUACUUUUACUUUGGAUGCCACACGCAUUGUCCCAAAUAACCGGGCAUUCGUCAAGGAGAAACAACCAGACGCAACCGGAAGUCUCACCAUUACACUGAACCGUCCUGAAUGUGUUAUUAUCAGAUUCUUUAUACAGUCAUGUCCUGAAGAUGCUCUCAGUCCUCUUUACAAUGAGUUGCAGUUCACAUUUGAAAGCUUGGCUUCCCCCCAAAACCUCAAACCAAGUCUCUCUGAACAGUCCCCCACAAAAGUCAACAAAGAUUUGGGGUUUGAGAUCAACUGUGGGGUGGAUGACACGUGUAUUGACAGACUCAUAGUGGACUUUAACUUCACCAGAUCUUCUGUAGUCCGAAUAGGCAUUGAUGAUUUGCUCAAUGUGACAGUGUCAUUAGAAAAUAUAGAAGAAAAUUCCUAUGAUACAAGAGUCAUCCUGACAUAUCCUUCGGGACUUUCCUACCGCAAGUUCACUGGACUUCGAGGGAGAAUUGACUGUAACUCAGUGGACAGUAAGGACAGUUUGAUAAGAGGACGGACCGAAUGCUUUAUUGAUAAGCCUAUCUUUAAGAGCAAUGCAAAGGCGGUUUUUGUUGUCUCAUAUGGCUUCAACACCAACAGCCAACUCGACAGGAGGAUUCUUAUCACUGCAAAUGCAACCAGUGGCAAUGUACAGUCAUCCCAAUUGUCCCAGCGAUACAAAAAGAGAGAGAUUGAUGUUAAAUACAGCAUUUCAGUGACAAUCGGAAGUUCACACAGCUACACCAAUUUUACGUUUGGUAAAAAUGAUCUACAGAAGCCAGUCAAUCAGUCAAUAAAGGUUACAAAUGAGAUCAGAACAUUGAAUUUCUCUGUGGUGAUCCGUGUUCCAGUAAAGCUUGGCAAGAGGGACAUCUGGGUAGACUCUGACUCUUUGCAGAUUCCAGACUGUCAAAAAGACAAGGAUGAAGAGCCAACGGUGACAGAUUUUGUUGCACAAAUACAGGAGAACAAAUUGGUGAACUGCAGUGUGGCCAAAUGCAGGGUUUUCAGGUGUACUCGCUUCAUGGGGCAAAUGGAGAGUAAAGACUACAUCAUCUCUGCCAACCUCAGCUCAGGAUGGAUUGAGCAGGUCUUGACACUGUCUAACACAAGGAUUGGACUAAAGUCUGCCAAGUUUCUCCUCAUCAGCACAGCCAUUCUGGAGUAUGAUACAGACCGCUUUAUUUUCUAUUCUGCUGAGAACAAACCCGUCAAGAUUGAAGCAGAAGUAGAAGUCUAUACGGAAGUGGACUUCACCAAAGAAAUCAUUGGAGGAUCUGUGGGAGCAGUGGUGCUGGUGCUGUUACUGACCGCUGGCUUAUACAAGGCUGGAUUUUUCAAGAGUAAAUACCAACAGAUGAUUGCUGAUGAGACUCAAGGGCAGGAAGAGGCUCUCGAUGGUUCUCCAGAAGAACCAGCAGCUUAACAUAAAAUAUAGCCUAACAUAUAAACAAUAUUCAAUAAUAGGGCUGUAAUUAAUUCAGAUUUAUUCAAAUGUAUAUUAACUUUUUUAUUAUGUUUACAACAAAACUAACCUAUGUAGCCUAAUAUUCCUUUGCAAAUAAAAUACUUGUGCAGUUAUACAUUUAAAUAACCUAGUAAACACAUGCUAUGAUUUUAUAUGUCUCAGGGUUUGCAGAUGGAAAUUAGCUCUGAGAGCUAUGGUGCAAAGGAUCUCUUUAAUGUUUUAUGCUCCUGCAAGGUCCUUAUAAACUAACAAACAUAAAUAUUGGGAAAUUAUAUGGUGCAAAAUGCACUAUUGAUUUUAAUUUAAGCUUAAGUGAGCUAUGAAAAAGCUGAAAAUCUAUAUGCAUGUGACUGGAAAUAAAACAUUUGCAAACUAA
This is a messenger RNA of Boleophthalmus pectinirostris (great blue-spotted mudskipper), 3972 nucleotides long. Its product is annotated as integrin alpha-D-like. NCBI's taxonomy places the organism in Eukaryota, Metazoa, Chordata, Actinopteri, Gobiiformes, Gobiidae. Gene Ontology annotation, biological process: integrin-mediated signaling pathway; cell-matrix adhesion; cell adhesion mediated by integrin. The transcript has 30 exons. Gene Ontology annotation, molecular function: integrin binding. Gene Ontology annotation, cellular component: external side of plasma membrane; integrin complex. The record is from RefSeq and is a predicted model, not a curated record. Bases 135 to 3554 code for a protein of 1139 amino acids.